This is a messenger RNA of Anneissia japonica, 3472 nucleotides long. Its product is annotated as protein VAC14 homolog. Gene Ontology annotation, cellular component: PAS complex; endosome membrane. NCBI's taxonomy places the organism in Eukaryota, Metazoa, Echinodermata, Crinoidea, Comatulida, Comatulidae. The transcript has 17 exons. Gene Ontology annotation, biological process: phosphatidylinositol biosynthetic process; positive regulation of kinase activity. The record is from RefSeq and is a predicted model, not a curated record. Bases 114 to 2342 code for a protein of 742 amino acids.
UAAUAAUAUAGGUAACCUUCAUAACGCCAAAUUUCGUUGAGUCCUGGUGUGAGAGAGGAAGAAGUUUUUUUUGGUUAUCAGACGAAGAAGAUUGUAAAAAUUCUGAAUCCGAAAUGACAGACAAAAUUUGGGAUCAAUCACCAUUAACCCCCGCUUGUGCUCGGGCUCUUAAUGACAAGAUUUAUGAAAAGAGGAAGGCUGCUGCUCUAGAAAUAGAAAGAGUUGUAAAGGAAUUUGCUCAAACUGGGGCAACACAGCAAAUAAUGAAACUGGUGAAUGUUCUAAGCCGUGAUUUUGCCCUGUCUUCUAAUCCUCAUGCCAGAAAAGGGGGAUUAAUUGGAUUAGCUGCAACUGCCAUUGGGCUUGGCAAGGAAGUUCCGUUAUUUUUACCUCAGCUAAUCAACCCUGUCUUAACAUGUCUGUCAGAUCAGGACAGUAAGAAUAGAUACUAUGCAUGCGAAGCAUUGUACAACAUCGUGAAGGUUGCAAGAGGAGCUGUGUUACAACAUUUCAACAGUGUUUUUUGUGAACUUACAAAUUUGGCAUCUGAUCCAGAUUUGAAUGUCAAAAAUGGAUCAGAGUUAUUGGAUAGGUUAAUGAAGGAUAUAGUAACAGAAAGUAAUGCAUUUGAUGUAAUUGGGUUUAUACCAGAAUUGAGGGAUCGAAUUCAUGCUACAAACUCCUUUACUAGACAGUUCUUGAUAUCAUGGGUCACUACACUAGAUUCUGUGCCAGACAUCAAUAUGCUGGAGUUUCUGCAAGAGAUACUGGAUGGCAUGUUCCUGAUGCUGGGAGAUCAAAACAAAGAAAUUCGAAAAAUGUGUGAAUACCAGCUUGAUGCCUUCUUACAAGAGAUUAAAAGGUCCCCAAGUGGUGUAGACUUUUCAUCUAUGGUCAACAUUCUCACAUUCCAUAGUCAGUCAUCAGUUGAGUUGAUCCAAUUGACUGCCAUCACAUGGCUUCGUGAUUUUGUUAAUAUUGCUGGUCGUUCAAUGUUGUUCUUUGCGUCAAGUCUCCUAACGGCUGUCCUGCCCUGCCUCGCUACCGAGGGACGAGAUAGUGUUAAAGAGGUUGCCAAGUCCGUCAACCAGAACCUGAUGAGAUUAGUGACAACGGAAGAUGACAAAGAUGAAGAGAAUAGCAAAGAUGAGAAGAAAGACAAAGUGGAUCUCAAAGAGGAGAAGAGUGAACAAAACAAUGAAGGAGAACCAGUUGAAAAGGAAAAAGAAAUGAAUUCCAUUAAACUGUCAAGUUCAUUGCCACCAAAUUUGAGGCUAGAAAUUGCACCAGUAGUUGAAGUUCUUCUCAAGCACUUACAACAUUCCCCAAUGCAAACCAAGAUUGCUGUACUCAGGUGGAUCUACCAUCUUCAUUUGAAAACACCAAGAAAGAUUUUUCAGCAUGUAAAGGAGAUAUUUCCUGUGCUACUAAACACAUUAUCAGAUGUAUCAGAUGAAGUUGUGCUGCUUGAUCUGGAGGUGCUGUCUGAGGUGGCAUCCUCACCAGCAGGGCCUCAAUCUGAGGAGGGGCUCCAGUACCGGCCUGUGCCGGGUACCAAUAUCUACUUUACAAAGUUUAUGAUCAGUUUGCUGGAUCUCUUCUGUAAAGACUCUCAACUCUUAGAAGAUAGAGGAUUUUUUAUCAUAAGGCAAUUAUGUUUAUUGUUGAAAUUAGAAGAUGUUUAUCGGACACUGUCGGAAAUUUUGUUGCACAAAGAAGAUUUGAAAUUUGCUACAAACAUGGUGCAGACGCUGAACACAAUACUUCUCACCUCCACUGAAUUAUUUGAAUUGAGAAACCAGUUGAAGGACUUGAAGACAAAGGAAAUCUGCUCAUUAUUUUGUUGCUUAUACAAAACGUGGUGCCACAAUCCUGUUGCUACUGUGUCUCUGUGUUUCCUGACCCAAAACUACAAACAUGCCUGUGAUAUCAUCUUUCACUUUGGUGAGUUGGAGGUGACAGUGGAUUUCUUAACUGAGAUAGAUAAACUGAUUCAGCUUUUAGAAUCUCCUAUUUUUACCUAUCUGAGGCUACAACUCUUAGAUGGGGAACAUAACCAAUACUUAAUGAAGAGUUUGUAUGGACUUCUGAUGCUGCUUCCACAGAGCACAGCGUUUAGUGUGCUCCGACACCGGUUGGACUGCAUUCCAAGCAGGGACUGUUUACCCAGUGACAAUAACAAAAAGGUGCGUAAUUACCCGGAGAAGAAGGUGAACUACAGACAGUCGAUUGAUUUUGACGAGCUUCUACAACAUUUCAAAAUAAUUCGUGAAAAGCACUCUCUAGCAAAACAAACAGGAAGCAAAUCCUUAUCCCAGAAAAUGAAGAAUGCUCACAUAUAGGACAGUUGACAUAGUUCAAAGGUUAACAAUAUAUUAUCUUGCUGAGGUCAUGGAGUGCAAAAAAGUUAAAAGUAUUGUAUCUGGUCUGGCAGAGGUCAUGUUGUGUAUAUGUUAAAAGUAUGCAAUCUGUGAGUGAGUUUAUGGAGUGCAAAGUUUAAAAGGUAUACAAUCUGGCUGAAGUUUUAAAGUGCAAAAGGUUAAAUGUACACUGUGGCUCAUGUCAUGGAGUGCAAGGGUAUGUUUUAAUCUAAGUGUUUGAUUCUAAUUGUAUAGUGGGUGUGUGUGGGUGGGUGUGUUUUGUUUUGGGUGUGGGGGGAGGGGUGGUUUGGUUGGGUGUUUUCUUUUGUUUUUUUUUUGUGACUUAAUCCAGUCUGCCUCUCAGUGCCAAUUUUAUUGUGUGUGCUUCGAUUCUAUUCUUGAUUUUUAUACCACUCAUUAGAGCAAGUGUUUUGAUGGUAUCGUGUUUGACGACAAAACAUUUGGUAUCAGAGGCUUCAUUUCUCACAUUAUUUUUCUGUAAUCAGUGGUAUAUUGAGGAGAAAGUUUGGGAAACUAAAAUACAAACUUUAAGCAGAGUGUGCUUACUGUAUCAUUGAUGCUCUCGUUUUAAUAAUAAAUUUGUUUAUAUGAAAACAAAAUAAACAAGAUAAUCUGAGAUUACAAACCCUCACCCUGUUGCGCCAUGUUUAUGUACUGAUAAAAAAAAUAGUGGCCUGCAGUCGAUCCGCUCCAUUUGCCAAACGAAGCCUAGCAUUAUAGGCCUCGAGUGGCAAGCCCAUCAAUCAGACGAGUUUGCACGCUGUCCGGACUGCUUCUAGUUCGCCGGCCAGAAUUUGACAUUCUCAAUCGAAGUUUCCCUAAUAUGAGCUGCCUAGUUUGUGUAACUACUGAACUACAUUAGACAACUGUGGAAGUCUUGUAUUCCAGUCCCAAAAUUGUCAGUAUGUGUAGUAUGUGUGUUUAAGUACUCUACAGAAUUUACAGUAACAUUUUUUUAAUUAGCUUUCCCAAAAAAUCGAACCUCCGGGGAGGCUAUUGUUCUUGCCUAUGUUCUUCUUCAUGCUGUUGUCGUUGUCAUCGUCGUCGUUGUUGGGUAAAUUGUUUGUUAACACGAUAACUAAAGUUUGGUA